Frankliniella occidentalis (western flower thrips) is the source of this 992-nucleotide messenger RNA. It is a transcript of the gene Adi1, whose product is annotated as acireductone dioxygenase. Gene Ontology annotation, molecular function: acireductone dioxygenase [iron(II)-requiring] activity. The transcript has 5 exons. Bases 158 to 697 code for a protein of 179 amino acids. Lineage: Eukaryota; Metazoa; Arthropoda; Insecta; Thysanoptera; Thripidae. The record is from RefSeq and is a predicted model, not a curated record.
GACUUCAUGAUGCUGAGUAUUCACAUCGUCAGUUCGAUUCAGAUUCAGGCCCUCGUCUGCUACUAGUUCUUGUCUUGACCAGUCCUCACUGCUAAAAAAGAUUUUUCGACUACAACGUUUUAUUUUGUUUUGAGGGAAGGUCAAAAUCAACACCAAAAUGGUGCGAGCCUGGUAUAUGGAUGAUUCAAGAGAAGAUCAAAGGCUUGAACAUCAUCGAAACCCGCCAAAGUUUAUAGAAAUAUCUGAUUUGUGCAAGGCAACAGGUGUCGAACACUUCAAGAUAAACCAUGAAAGUUUCGAAACUGACAUGGUCCUACAAAGUCUGAAGAACGAGCGUGGCUACACCUAUGAAGAUGAGUUUCAAACUGAGGAUAGCAAGCCAGACUAUGAAGCGAAGCUUCGCACAUUUUUUACGGAACACAUUCAUACUGAUGAAGAAAUCCGCCUCUGCUUGGAUGGUAGCGGAUUCUUUGAUGUACGAGAUGCAAAUGAUGAAUGGAUUCGUAUUGAAGUUACUCCUGGUGACCUGAUCAUCAUUCCAAGUGGAAUCUACCACAGAUUCACUCUAGACGCCAAGAAUUUCAUCCGCGUCAAAAGGUACUUUGUUGGUGAACCUGUGUGGACACCAUACAACCGCCCUGCAGAUGAUAUGGAUGUUCGUCAAACCUAUCUCAAGAAGUUGAAGGCUGGGUUUUAAAUGGUUAGAACUUAUCCUAAAGAAACAGUACCAACAAUUUAUACAUUAUCAUUGGGACCAAAACGGAAUUAAUAUGGGGCACUAUGCAACCGGAUAUAUUGUGAUGUAGCAGUGUCGUGGUUUUCUGACAUUUAUGAAGGGUCCAAACAGAAAUGUUUGUUUUCGACUGUUUCUGUGUAUGCAGGGAAAUAAUAUUAUCUGUGAUGAGUCAUGAAGAUGUACAUAGGGAUGGUUUUCAUAAAAAAACAUAAGGCAUCUCUGUAUCAAAAUAAAUUUUAAAUUACUGAAAUUGCAA